AUGUCCAUAUUUUGUCCCUUCAUGAUCUUUGCGCCCACCGCGAUCCUAGGAUACGGUUACAAUGUGGUCGAGUUUUGGCACACGAUAAUUGAAGACGCCCCCGAGACAAUCAUCGCGGAUGGCGGGUCGACCGAUCCUGGGCCUUACAUGCUUGGAACUGGGAAGACUCUCUGCACAAACGCAUCGACCACGAGGGAAAUCACGCCAUUUCUGGAAGCAUGCGCAAAUUAUAAAACAAAGGUGCUGAUCUCCUCUGCAGGGGCUGCUGGCAGCAACGAACAAGUGGAUCAACUGCUCGGCAUCAUUGCGGGCAUCGCUGAGCUCAACUCAUGA
This is a messenger RNA of Cladophialophora bantiana CBS 173.52, 333 nucleotides long. RefSeq lists its product as uncharacterized. The transcript has a single exon. Lineage: Eukaryota; Fungi; Ascomycota; Eurotiomycetes; Chaetothyriales; Herpotrichiellaceae. Bases 1 to 333 code for a protein of 110 amino acids. The record is from RefSeq and is a predicted model, not a curated record.